GUGGGGCGACUGCGCUACGGCUCGACCGGGGCGGUGAUGGCGGCUCCAUAUUAACACCUCCUCCUCCUCCUCCGCGCUCCCGCCCGCGCCCGCCAGCCGUCUCCCCCUUCCCUGACGCCACCUCUCCCCCUCCUCUACCAUGCCCGGCAUGAUGGAGAAAGGGCCCGAGUUACUGGGGAAGAGCCGAUCGGCCAACGGCGGCGCCAAGAGCCCGGCGGGAGGCGGCGGCUCCUCGGCCAACGGCGGGCUGCACUUCUCGGAGCCCGAGAGCGGCUGCAGCAGCGACGACGAGCACGGGGAUGUUGGGAUGAGAGUCGGAGCUGAAUACCAAGCUCGGAUCCCUGAAUUCGAUCCAGGUGCUACCAAGUACACAGAUAAAGACAAUGGAGGCAUGCUUGUGUGGUCUCCUUAUCACAGUAUCCCAGAUGCCAAAUUGGAUGAAUAUAUCGCCAUUGCAAAAGAGAAACAUGGCUACAAUGUUGAACAGGCGCUUGGCAUGUUGUUCUGGCAUAAACACAACAUUGAGAAGUCCCUUGCGGACCUCCCUAACUUCACGCCCUUUCCGGAUGAGUGGACAGUGGAAGACAAAGUCCUGUUUGAACAAGCCUUUAGUUUUCAUGGGAAGAGCUUUCACAGGAUUCAGCAAAUGCUUCCAGAUAAGACAAUUGCAAGUCUUGUAAAGUAUUACUAUUCUUGGAAAAAAACUCGCUCAAGGACAAGUUUGAUGGAUCGCCAGGCUCGUAAACUAGCCAAUAGACACAAUCAGGGUGACAGUGAUGAUGACGUAGAAGAAGCUCACCCCAUGGAUGGAAACGACAGUGACUACGACCCAAAGAAAGAAGCCAAAAGAGAGGGUAACGCUGACCAGCCGGUCCAAACCAGCAAGAUCGGCCUGGGCCGGAGAGAGUACCAGAGUCUGCAGCACCGCCACCACUCUCAGCGCUCCAAGUGCCGCCCUCCUAAGGGCAUGUAUCUAACCCAGGAGGACGUGGUGGCUGUCUCCUGCAGCCCCAACGCAGCCAACACCAUCCUGAGGCAACUGGACAUGGAGCUGAUCUCUCUCAAGCGCCAGGUUCAGAAUGCUAAGCAAGUAAACAGUGCACUUAAGCAGAAAAUGGAAGGUGGAAUUGAAGAGUUCAAACCGCCUGAGGUAUGAUCUGAGAUGCAUGUGAUCGAGUGCCUGUGCUUUGGGGUUGCCCAGUCUCGGGGUCUACGCUGGUCCCUUUGGAACAUUUCACAAUGUGGACAAUUGAUCAUCCCUAGUUUUUUCACCUACAUAAUUAUCUUUUGACUCUUGACUGAUGUUUCCAUAUUUAAAUUAAUUCACCUCCCUUGCCCUCAGCAGUAAGAGAGGGCAUAGGGCAUAGUCCCUGGGAGGCUGCAACACAUCUGGGCAUAAGCAGUAUUUGUUCAAAGCCCUUUUCUACUUGUGUGAAUUGGUAACACUACAGAAUAAAUCACAAGGGGUUUUUCUUAAACAAAACUUUAUUUUAAGACUCUUGCUUUUUAGCUCAAACUUCAAUGAGGAUUUUACUGUAUUUAUUUUCUUACAUUCUACCUGAAAAUGUAAAAUCUCAUAUAUAAAGAUAUAUAUUACCUAUCUUAUUACCAAAUUCUUAUUUGGGUUUUGUUUCUGUGUUCAUGGUAAGUAUAGGAAAACUUAAAUGCCCCCAAAAUCCAAUCAAGUCUUUUUACAAAAGUUUCUGCAGUAAAAUCUUUGAUUUUUUUUUUCUAAAGACUCCCAAGUUACAAUUCAUAUUCUGGAUUUGCCUUUCUCUGAAUAUAGUGAUCAAAUAGUUGCAUAUGUUCCUGUGGGGCCUCUCUGUGCUUCCUGUAUCUGACUUAACAGCUGCAGAUGAGAUAAGGGAGAUGGCAAAGUAGCAGGGUAGUGCGCAGAAACAGUGCUCCCCACAGCAGGGCCACAGAAACAGUGCUCCCCACAGCAGGGCCACAGAAACAGUGCUCCCCACAGCAUGGCCACAGAAACAGUGCUCCCCACAGCAGGGCCACAGAAACAGUGCUCCCCACAGCAGGGCCACAGAAACAGUGCUCUCCACAGCAGGGCCACAGAAACAGUGCUCCCCACAGCAAGGCCACAGAAAUAGUGCUUCCCCACAUCAAGGUUAGGUCAUGGGAAGCAGUGAAAAAUGCAUAGAUCCGUAUCUCAUUUCAAGCUCCAUUUUAUAAACUGAAUACAUUCUAGUGACAUUGAGUUAAGGGAGUUGUAAUAGCAAACAUUUUAUUUUCCUAUAUUAUUGCAAAAGGAAGCUUUAAAAUGUGAAUUGGUCAUUUAAAUUUUGUAUUUAAUCAUAUGUUGAAUAUAUAUAAAGCAAAAUUUUCAAAUACUAACAACUUCAUAAUUUAAAAAUUCUAUGAGUGCAGUAGGUAUUAAGAGCAUGGCAGGUUACAGGCACAGGGACACCCCUUUAACAUCAGCACUUGGGACGCAGAGGCCAGAGGGACAGCCAGGGCUACAAAGAGAUCCUGUCUCAAAAAAGAACUUGGCGGGUGAGGUGGAAGGAGUGCUGUAAUGGGAUGGCUCGGUGAGUGAGGGCGCAUGCUGUCAAUCAGUGCUGGCCACCUCAGCUCGAUCCCCACGACUCCUGUGAUAGCUGUGGAAAAUUGUCCUCUGACUUCUACACAUGCACAUGCACCAUGGCAUAUGCAUGCCCCCACCCUUCAUAGGUAAAUCGAUAACUCUGUUAUUAAAAACCAACUAUGGGUCUACUAGGAAGAAAAUCUAUGCUAAAAGUUUGAAUAUUUAGAGGCUGAAGAAAUAGCUCAGUAGUUAAGAGUAUUGGCUGUUUUUUCCAGAAGACCUAGAUUCAAUUUUCCAGCACCCACAUGGUGGCUAACCACCAUCUAUGACUCCAGUUCCAAAGGAUCCGAUGCCGUCUUCUGGCCUCCACAGGCAUCAGGCAUGAUACACAGACAUACAUGCAGGCAAACACCUCCACACAUAAAAUUCAUCAACAAAAUCAUGUUUGAAAAUUUAAAUGAAAUAGAGAAUUUCUAGGGCCUGGUCUAUUAAAAUUUCCAAGGGGGUAGGGAAAGACUGAAUAAUUUAUAAUCAGCAUUUUUCUCUCACAAGAAAAUAAGCCCAGACAAAUUUACAGAAAGAGUACCAAAUCUUCAAAGAAAAGUUAAUUCUAACCUUAAAGUUUUCGUAAUAUCCCAGGAUCGUUUGACUCAUCAACAUGCAUCUGACAGUGCUGUAAACAGCUUGUCUUACUGUGCACCAGCUCUGAUCUCUAUAGACAGGCAACUGAAGCAGGCACUGCUACUACACAGGGGGAGAGCGGGGCUCAGGGAGGUCACUGACUUAGUCAAGAUCACCAAGGAGUAAAUAGUAGCAUUUCCUGCUGCUCAGGAUUUUAUACCUGAUUGGUCAGUAUGCAUCAUGCUACCAUAGACUUCAGAAAGCGUCAUAGAAUAGCACUGUUUGGUAGAUUCUCACAUUUUAAGCCAGCUACUAGGAUAGGAAUUAACAAACAUUGAUUAUAUCUUUUGAUAUAAGAGCAAUGAGCAGAAUGAAAUCACUGGGUCUGGGUGAUUUAAUGAUCUCAUGUGAUUUGAAGUACAUAAAGAGCCAGAAAGUCCUCACAGUGUGUGUCUGUUUAUCAUACCUAUUGCUUUCGGGACAGGGCAAUAUAUUCUGAAAUAGUGAUUAUGUCAUAGGAAAGACAGUGAAGAAAGGAUGAUCCUUCACUUGUGUGUUAGACUUCACCUACUCCAAGAUAUUGAUAACCUCUGGAGUACUAACGUCACUAAACACAGGGCUCAUUAUAACCAAGGAGCUUUGCUAUCCAUUUGACUUUAAGGAAUAUUUGAUGAAGAAGGUAAAUUCACCUCCACAACUAUUUAUCAAUCACCUGUUCUGUGUAACCAGCAUUCAGGCAUCGUGGGAGUGUGGGGAGAGGGAGAGCACAGAAGGAGAAGGUGAUUUUUUUUCCCUGCCUGCUUAAAAAAUACUUGGAUUCUAGAUGCUAUAUGAUAAAUUCAUGGGAGUAUAGACUUAGAAACAAAUGUUCUAUGAAGGCAACUAGUCUCUACUCAUUUUGGCUGGGUGGUCGGGAAAGAGUUUCUGUGAGGGCGAGGAUAAAUGGGAUUGGUGCAGACAUAAAGUUCACAGAGCAGAAAAGAGGGUAGCAGCCAUAGAGAGAGGGACAGGACAUUCAAAUAAACCAGUGUGAAAAGGUACAGCCAAGCAGCAGGUGAGCGGACACUGAGCUCCAGUGGGAAUAUAAAGCACAUCUGUUCUCAAGCAUCCUGUAUGCCUAGAAAGGCAAUGUUAGACAAGAGAAAAACAAGCAGAGGGUGUAAGAAAUAGAACCAAGGAUGCUACAGAGACUGUUAGGCAGGGGCAAGGACGUAAGGAUUUUUGUGAAACUGGGAAGAAGUCUGCUUUACAUUAGAUACAGGAAAGCCCUGCAACUUCCUCAGUAUAGAGAGUAGGUGAUGAAACAAUGCCAUGAUAGGAAAACUGGCAAACAUUCUCAAUGCUAAAAUGCUGGGCUUGUGAGCGGUGUACAGUAAGACGUGAAUAGAUUAGGUUAGCCAUAUGGACGUGAACAAAAGAUAAUCCAUUUGAGAGUUAGAAAUGCGUGUAUCUCCUUGAAAAUACGUAUUGGGUGGAGGAGGUGUUUGGUUUAUGACUGGGAGAUAGAUGGAGGUAGCAAAACCCUUGGAGCUGGGAAGGGAGAAGGGGGUCUCUGGAGAGGGGUGUCACUUGGACCGCAUCCUGGGCUGGUGCUUGCAGCCUUUAAAAUGGAUACUCAGGUUUCCAGCCUUGAACAGAAAGUUUAACAUGGUAACUUUUUCCAGCUCUCAUGAAAUUAUAUGUACUUACCACUGACAAAAUGGAGAAGCAAGUGAAGACAAACUGAUUUAGCAGGGAGGAUACCCUGCAAGCCUCCAGUGUUGUCUGCUUGCUGAGACCUGCUAUUUUGUACAGUUACUUUUAAUUGACAAACUACAAAGUUUAGUUUCUGGUUGCAAGUCAUAUUCUAGUUGUCCUUUCUAUAUAUUAAAGUUCCUGGGGUUUGUGAGAACUUAAAGUCAGUAAGUUAGAGGACUCCUAUAUAUUUAAAUACCUUGCUCUAUUUCUCUUCAGUCUCCCCUCCUUCCCUGCCUCCAUUUUGUCAGAUAUAUUUAAUCCUAACCAGUUUUAGCUCUCCUUCCUGCAAUUUCUACCAGAGUACAGUUUAAAGGCUAUUAACUUGUUGCUUGAAGACCAGACCCUACAAGUUGAAACUCCAGGUUCCCUGGCCCUCUCCCUAAGGAAGCUGUUUUUAGAUGGUUACCUCUCCUGUUCCUUCUCCUUGGCUGCUGAGAUACGCAGUACCUCCUCUCAUUCCUUUGUUUGCUCGGCGGUAAUUUUCACACACAUGUGUACACAGACAUGGUCUAGGUCCUUACAUUCAGAAUCCAUGUGUCUCUUUUCUCCCAGAGAUACAUUAAUCUCACCCCUUCACUGUGUUACAGUUCCAUCAUAGAUACAUUAAAAUGGACAUUGUUCAACCAGUUAAGAAAGUGGAGGGCAGCAGGCAUAAGCAUAGUGGCUACACACACACACACACACACACACACACACACACACACACACACACACACACACACACACACACACACACACACACACACACUCACUCACACACACACACACACAGCUGUGCUGCAGCUCCUCCUGACUGCAUUACUGGGUAUACACCUGGGCCAAACAUUCACACCCUGGAAACCGAAUCCCACUCCUUCAGACAGACACUUUUCAGCUUUCACACAACUCCUGUGUAUCCCUUUGGAAUGUGACCCAUUCUUAGUGUACCAUUGGUCCAAAUCCAUUCAACAACCAUAUUUGAGUUCAGCUAAAACGUUAGUGCACUUCUGGGUGUGUGGGGACAUGGGAGUCAUAAAGGAGGAAACACAUACCACUUUCUUUAAAAGCAUAAAGCCUAAUAGACGUACUUCACAUUUAAGAAAUGUAUGAAUAACUCCAUUGUUUUAUAAAAAAAUUAUUUUCAAACCUUCAAAACUGAUUUGGAUACAUAAAUAGUGUGUUUUGGUCCACACAGAACCUGGGCUCUACCUGGAUGUCCUAGUGCCUUCUUUUUAGUGUAUCACAAAUGAAACUCAUCCUUGCUUCACCUCUUGCCAUCGCCCACAGGAGCAUUUCUCGACUUGUGGCUUCUCAGCCGCAAUGCCUUCUGCCAGCUGUCCAGGCCUGAGAGUUUUGUCCAGGUUAAAGCUGUGCCCCACUGCGCGUGCUCUCCCUCCCUCCCACCCCCCCACCCCCCCCCCCCACUUGCUUAUGAGGUUGAUGCAGGCUUACCACCUUGUUCUCAUUGACUUCCUCUGGCUUUACUUCAAAUCCUCCCCACACGGAGCUCAGGCUUCUCUCUCUGCACAUGGACUGUGCCUUUCAGACACUGCUGAGGUUUAGAUGAAUGCAUUUUUAUAGUUUACAUAUUUCUGUUUAAUUUUUGUUCUCUUUUCAUGAUACUUUUCCCAUGAGCUUUAGCUCUGCAGAUUUAACAGUCACCAAUCAGCUGUUGUUGACUUAGGUGCUAUCUCUAAUUAUAGUUCAUAUUCAGAGCGAUUGAUUUGUGAAGUGAGUGUUGCUGUUUGUGUAGGAGAGUCCCAGGGUAGAAACACACAGGAAUCUCACCAGCAAGGAUGUGCUUACUCUCUCCACUAACGUCAGUUGCUGUCUGUCCAGACCAUCAGAGCACUGUUGUGUACGUCCAUUACUGUAGUUAGUAAAAUGCAAAUACAGCACACACCAAAUGACACUCUAGACAGAUGAAAAGCUCAAUGAUGUCCGUGCAAGAGAAUGGCUUCUGUCAUCUGCAGAGUUGUUGACAGACAAAGCAACAGUUGGAAACAAAGACAGCCAAGUACUUGGAGAAGAAUGAUCUGAGCAAUACAUAGCUAAAGGGCUUGAGAAAAGCCUUGAAACCUCCAAAGAACGUGCCCACGUGAUGCCUUCAAAGAGCAAAGCCCAUGUGAUGACCACUCAGUUCUGUGGUCAGAAGAGCAAUGCCAGAGAGCACAAAGGUCUCAGCAUGAGGCAGGCCCUCAGAAGGGCUCAUCUGGUAAAGGGGCUCCCAACACAGGCCUGGGGACCUGAGUGUGAGCUCUGGAGCUCACAUAACGGUGGAAGGAGACAACCAACUCUACAGAGUUGUUCUCAGACCUCCCCAUGUCCACAAAUGUGCAUGGCACAGACAUGCAUCAUAUAUACGUUGUAAUAAAUACUUUAUUUCAUAAAAAGAUUGAA
Messenger RNA from Mus musculus (house mouse), 7276 nucleotides. It is a transcript of the gene Rcor3, whose product is annotated as REST corepressor 3. Gene Ontology annotation, cellular component: nucleus. NCBI's taxonomy places the organism in Eukaryota, Metazoa, Chordata, Mammalia, Rodentia, Muridae. The transcript has 9 exons. The record is from RefSeq and is marked validated. Bases 140 to 1156 code for a protein of 338 amino acids.